Rasamsonia emersonii CBS 393.64 is the source of this 2139-nucleotide messenger RNA. RefSeq names its product Transporter. NCBI's taxonomy places the organism in Eukaryota, Fungi, Ascomycota, Eurotiomycetes, Eurotiales, Trichocomaceae. The transcript has 6 exons. Gene Ontology annotation, biological process: amino acid transmembrane transport. The record is from RefSeq and is a predicted model, not a curated record. Gene Ontology annotation, molecular function: amino acid transmembrane transporter activity. Bases 1 to 2139 code for a protein of 712 amino acids. Gene Ontology annotation, cellular component: vacuolar membrane.
AUGCGUUUUCGGAAUGCAGGCGGAGUGAACAGCAUCGACAAUUUUGCACGCUCGUGGCAGAGAGCAGCAUCUUUUCCAGAAGUCGUACCGCGCCGACCCUCCUUCAUAUUCGCCGGACCCGACGCCUCCCAGGCUGCUAGUCCCAGUAGCGCUUAUAAGGACCUAGAACCCAAGGAGCGACAGCCACUUCUACCUUGGCAUCCUGGCUUAACAAGGACACAGUCAGAUGGUGUCAUUGAAGAUGACAGGCAUGAAACUUCACUAGCGGGACCCUCAAGGAGAGAUUUCCCGGAUACUGGACUCCUUGGUACCCAUGAGACAUCAUCCCUAAGCAGGAGUUUUGGAACGUCUUACGGCACGAUUUCGUCUCGAGUAAGUGACGUAACUCGGCAACGUGCAAUUCAACUCCACAGUGAGCAGCAGCAGUCCAUAGAUGGAGAUCAGGAUACAGAUCGCGAACCACUACUCAUUAGACAAGUACAACGUGAAGACGGGACGAAGCAAAACGUCGUCGUUGGGAAGUCUACUGUCCCGCAGACCAUCUUCAAUUCAGUCAACGUAUUGAUUGGCGUCGGUUUGCUUAGUCUUCCCCUGGGGAUUAAGCACGCUGGAUGGCUUAUCGGGCUGUUAUUUCUAGCCUUUGCGGCAGUAUCCACAGCUUAUACCGCCAAAAUUCUCGCAAAAUGCUUGGAUGUUGACUAUAGCCUGGUAACAUAUGCGGACUUGGCGUAUAUCAGCUUUGGACGUCAGGCCCGUAUCAUUACAAGCCUUCUUUUCUGUUUGGAACUUGUAGGCGCAUGUGUCGCGCUUGUGGUAUUGUUCGCCGACAGUCUUGAUGCGUUGAUUCCUGGACUUAGCCUUGUCCAGUGGAAGAUUGUCUGUGGAAUCAUUUUGAUCCCGCUGAAUUUCGUCCCUCUGAGAUUUUUGAGCGUAACCAGUGUCCUUGGUAUACUAUCGUGCACUGCGAUUGUCAUGAUAGUGGUCAUCGACGGCUUUAUUAAACCAAAUUCACCUGGCUCGCUGCAUCAACCAGCGAGAACUUCGAUCUUUCCGGAUAAUUGGGCCACUGUCCCACUCAGCUUCGGGCUCAUUAUGUCUCCCUGGGGCGGCCAUGGUGUUUUCCCAAACAUCUAUCGAGACAUGAGACAUCCUUUUAAGUACGGGAGAAGUCUGCUGGCUACAUACAUAUUCACUUAUUCACUCGAUUGUGCCAUGGCGGUCAUUGGCUGGUUGAUGUUUGGAGAUGCGGUUCGUGACGAGAUCACCGCCAACAUUUUGUUGACUGCCGGCUAUCCUCGUGGUCUGUCGAUCUGCAUUAUUAUAUUCAUCGCGAUUAUUCCGAUUACGAAAGUACCGUUGAAGUAUGUAUUGCCGGCCUGGUCAGAUGGACCUGACGAAAGUGCUAACAACGCCCUCAGCUGCCGACCACUCAUAGCUACUGUUGAAAUCCUCUGUGGCCUCAACUCACAAAACGACUUCCUUUCCCUCCAGGCCAAUGGAUCCACGAAAACGGCAAUCCGCAUGGCGAGGUUCGCGGUUCGCAUUUUCGUUGUGAUUGUAAUCGUCUUCAUCUCGAUCGUGUUUCCAUCUUUCGACCGUAUUAUGGCAUUGAUGGGAUCCUGCUUGUGCUUCACGAUAUGUAUCAUAUUGCCGCUGGCAUUCUAUCUGAAGAUUUUCGGAAAGGAGAUCCCUCUUGGAGAGAGAAUUGCAGACUGGGUGCUCCUGGUUAUGUCGUCGAUAAUGGCGAUCAUUGGAACACAGGCAACACAAGAAACAAACACGGAGAAAAAUCGGUUAGAGGGCAGUCAGGAGAUGAAAGCGCUCUUCAUCGCUUGUGGGGAGAGGCCUCUCCAUGAAAUCCUGUUGCAAAAUCCCAGGUUCUUGAGAAUGAAGGUCAAUUCUUGUGACGUCAAGGGAGCGAUCUUUGGAACAGGCAUUCUUGGUGCUGAGGGCUCCAACUUCAAGGACCCUCAGCUUACAAGAAGAACCUCUGAGUUGUGUCAAAAUGGGAUGGAUCCAGUCAAUGAGAACAGUGCUCGAGUCUCCUCCUCGCUCAACCGACUGCCCCGUCCUGCUGGCAAGCUGGUAGCUUUCCAAACCGCCAUUUGCUUCAAUCUGAGCGUCAAUGUUUUUGACUAG